UUGCCCGAGGUGAUAGUUGGUAGCGGCUGAGCCAGGAUUUCAACCCGCGUGUUCUGGGUCUGGAGUCCAUGCUCUUGACACUGCCCAGGGUUGUACUCUGCCAAGUCUAGAGGGUCGGGAUUGGAAGGGACAGUUUCCCGGUCUGAAUCCAGGCCUUGUGUCCUCGCAUAACUAUCUGUUAUUAUGUGUCUGUUUCCGUGUAUUAUUUGUCUGGUCUGACUUCCCUAUUUGGCUGUGAGCUCCAAGAGAGGAGGGAUAUUAUUUCUUCUUGAUACAUCUAUAUCCCCACUGCCUAGCACAUGGUAGGUGCUCUGGCCGUUCCUACCAGAUGAAUGGGUGAAGGCCGGGUCUCCUGUUAUAUAGUAGACGGCCUUGCAAGAUGACAGUAUCACAAAUGGAAAAGCUGUGAUUAGAACGUCAUUGUCCUAUAUCCCAGCCCAGUGCUCCUUCCCCCACAUCAUGCUGCCACCCUUCGUAGAGGCUUAUUUGGAAGCAAAAGAAUGGAAAAUAAGACAUUUUGUCAACCCAGUCUCAGUGCUCACUCUGUCAACCCAGCCUUGCCCUCCUCUCACCAAUGCUGGCUUAAAAGAUCAAGAAACAACUUCUAUGGUGUCAUAUCCUGUCAGUCCAUCUACAGCUAAGUAUUCCUGCUUUGCACUCCCACUGUUGCUCUCUCAUUCAGGCUCUUACUACCUGUUGCCAGACAGCUGCCUUGACCUCCUUAAGUGCUGCCCUUCCUCUUCAUCAGAUGUGGGCUCCUAGAGAGCAGGUUCAUUUGUUACAUCUCCAUAGUGCCUGGCGUGGUUGGGGUUUUUGUAUGAUGUAGAAACUUACAACAUUUUUAAAUUAAUUCAAUGACAGUCCUUAAGUAUAAGAUUUGAGGAUUGUGGUUUUUUAAAUCUUAAAUCAGGUCUUCAGUUUGUAUUGCUUCUAUCUUCUUAGUUGGAACAACAUUCUAUUCUUUCAUCUGUGUGGGAAGAUGAAACUAUUGACCUAUUAAUAAGACUUAUAUUUUACUGUUUUUCUGGAAGUGGAAUGUCUGGUUUCUUCUUCAUACACCACAUGUUUAAUGAUUACAUACCAGGUACUGGUGUUUACGUCUUUCUCUGACUUAUUGCAAAGAGUCAAGCUGACUAUGGGAAAUACGUACUAGGGAUGUCUUAUAGGCAUUUCAAACUCAUGUCUGAUUUUUGAAUCAUUACCUUUUCCCUCCAAAUUGGUUCUUCCCUCUGUAUUCAUGAUUUGAGUCAGUGGUGCUGAUUCACCUAGUCAAUCAAGCAAGCCCAAACCUAGAGAGAUAUAUUGAAGGAAUCAGGUUUAGUCUUGAUCUUUAAGUUGAACACAAUCUGGGAAGGUGAGUGCAAAACACACACAACAAAUUUAUCUAGUAUAAUAACUUACAAUAGAUGUAUGCAUAAGGAAUGGUGUAUGUAAAGGGUGACUUGUUCUCUCUGAGUGGGACAGAGAAGAUUAUCCAUAAAGGCAAUGUUUGUUCAUGCUGUUCCAUCAAAAUAGCUUAAAGGCACAGUGGGCUGUGAGACUGACUAGGUGGACUGAGAGGGAGUUGUAGUAAGUCCAUGGCUGGACAAGGAAUGUGGGCUUUUUCAGUCGGCAUUGAAUGAGACUGUAAAGGGUUUUCUAAAUAGGUGGGAGACAUAAUUAGAUUUGUACUUUAGAAAUCAUAGUAGUACAGAGUAUAGAUCAGUAGGACAGCUUGAAGUUUUAUUUCAGUCCUAUAAGCUUAGUGGAGGGCCUCUGUAGGUCCCAGGUGCUUUAUUGGGCAUAUGGAUAUGGAGAUGAAUGAUAUACUGUCCCAGUCCUUGAGGAGCUUAUAACCUAGCUGUGGAGACAGACAUAAGCCGACAAUUUUAUUAUAAUGUGAUAAGUGCUGUGAUAGAGGUAUAUUCAAGGUGCUAUGGAAGCCUAGAAAAGGAUACUCAGCUAGAACUUAAGAGGUUUCCUAGAGGAAAUGGUCCCUGAGCUGUCUCAAAGGAUGAGUAGGCAUUAACCAGCUAGGAAGGAGAGGACAGGCUCUUCUGGAGAUGCUUCUCAGAUUUGGGCUUGCUUAACUGACUGAGUGGAUCACAGUGCCACUAACUCAGAUCGGGAGUACAGCUGGAAGAGCCAAUUUGGAGGGCAAAGAUAAUGAAUCCCAAUUUGGAUAUGAGUUUGAGAUGCCUGUAGGACAUUCCUAGUAGUAGACAGUCCCCUCAGUCAACCUGAGUCUUUGCAGUAGUCAGGGUGACUUAACUAUUGCCUGAAUUAAGGGUAAUGCGAGGAUGAUGAAGAGAGAAUGUGAGAACCGAUUCAGAAGCCAUACAAGAGGCAAAAGAGGACUUGGCAUCCAAUUAUGUGUUGUACUAAAGAGAAAGGUGUAAUUGGUUGUGACCUGUUUAUCUUUCAUUGGAUCCCUAGAGUAAUCAAGCCAUAUACUGAGCAGCUUUCCAGGAAGUAGGCACACUUUCUGUGUGUAGGCAAUAUUCGGAAAUGUUUUACAUGUAUUAAUUGAUUUCAUCCUCACAGCAGUGCUGUCAGUUAUGUUCAUUUUAUAGAUAAGGAAGCCAGGGUACAGAGUAACUUGCCAAAAUUACACAGCAGAAAGUAGGAGAGCAGGAUUUGAAUCAAAACAAUUUAGUUCUAGAGUCUGCUCUUUUAAGUACUGCACACAGUAUUCUCCUUGUGAGUGGAGGUAACUUGGUAAAGGAAUACAUUUUUUUUGUUUUGUUUUUCUUUUAUUUAUUUGAGAGAGAGUGUGCAAGAAAGAUCACAUAAGCACAUGAGCAGAGGUUGGGGGGGUGUGGGGCAGGGGCAGAGGGAGAAGGAGAGGCAAGCUGACAAUGCGGAGCUCUCUCCCAGGACCCUGGGAUCAUGACCUGAGCCAAAGGCAGACAGAUGCUUAACCAACUGAGCCACCCAGGCACCCCAAGAAAUACAUGUUUUAUGAUCUAUAAAAAGAGCUCCUUUUCAACUUUUGACUUCUGCAACAGAAGAAUAUGAUUUUUGUUAUAUGUUGUUCUGUAUUUUUCAUUCUGUAGCAACAUUUAUUAUCCCACUUUAAUAAGUGGACAGUGCUCCUCAGUGUCCAAAUAAGUGUUCAUAUUGCAACAGAUAUUAUAUUUUAUGCACUUGCAUUCUUAGGGAUGUCUUAUUAUUAUCCUUUGUGAAUUUGGACUUAUGUGCAAAAGGGAAAAGAGAUAAGGGCCAAUGGAGAAUAGUAACACAGAAAUGGUACAGAGCCUUUGUGCACCUUCUUGGUUGGGCAUAUGUAGUGGUGUCAGUUAAGAUUAUGAUUCAUAAAAAUUUAUUUUUAAUUUUUUACGCUUACGUCCUAAACAUUUUUUUAAGUUCAGUGUACCACACAUAAAGCUGAUUGGAGGUUAGAAAAUAUCCUAUUUUUUAUUAUUUCUAAAAAAAAUGAGAAGAAAUAAUACUGGAAAAAAGAUGUCCCAGACUAAGAAAAAGGAUUUAUUUGAGACGGCAUUUAGCAUAUUUUCAGGUUAUCUUGUAUUUGAUUUAGCACCUCCCCUUUUUUGCUGUGCAGCUGAAGUGUAGUUUAAAGUGUAGUAAAAACUAAAAAAAAAGUAAAAACUAACCAGGGCACCUGGGUGGCUCAGUCCGUUAAGCGUCUGCCUUCCCCUCCGGUCAUGAUCCCGGGGUCCUGGGAUCAAGCCCCACCUUGGGCUCCCUGCUUAGAGGGGAGCCUCCUUCUCCCUCUCCCUCUGCCCUCCCCCAACUCCUGUUCUCUCUCUGUCUCUGUCUCUCAAAUAAAGAAAUAAAAUCUUUAAGAAAAAGAAAUAAAAACUAGGCAUAUGCAAGCCAUAAAGGGAAUCUCAACAAAUCUCCAAAGAUUGAAAAUAUAUAAUACAUGUAACCUCUCCAUGUGGAAAUAAAUUCAGUAACAGAAAGAUAACUAGGAAAUCCCCAAACAUUUGAAAGUUAAAUAACACAUUUGAUACUUUGUAAACAUUUUAAAAAGACUAGUAAAAUAAAAAAAGUUCAGGGCAGACUGGUCAAAAAUGAAAGACAGAGGGCGCCUGAGUGGCUCAAUCGGUUAAGUGUGUGCCUUCGGCUCAGGUCAUGAUCCCAGGGUCCUGGGAUGGAGUCCUGCAUCGGGCUCCCUGCUUCUCCCUCUGCCUCUCUCUCUCUGUCUCUGAUGAAUAAAUAAAUAAAAUCUUUUUUUAAAAAUGAAAGAAAAUAUAAAUUACUAAUAGCAGGAAUGAAAAAUGACACAUCAGGGGCGCUUGGGUGGCUCAGUCCUUUAAGCGUCUGCCUUCGGCUCUGGUCAUGAUCCCAGGGUCCUGGGAUUCAGCCCUGCUUCCAGCUCCCUGCUAAGCGGGGUGUCUGCUUCUCCCUCUCCCUCUGUUCCUCCCCUCUGCUCAUGCACGCUCUCUCUCUCUCUGUCUCUCUCUCAAAUAAAUAAUCUUAAAAAAAGGGGGGGGGUGCGCCUGGGUGGCUCAGUCGGUUACACAUCUGCCUUCAGCUCAGGUUGUGGUCCCUGGGCCUGGGAUCGAGCCCCACAUCGGGCUCCUUGCACAGUGGUGAGUCUGUUUCUCUCUCUCCCUCUGCCCCUCCACCUGCUCUCUCUCUCAAGUAAAUAGAUAAAAUCUUCAACAACAACAAAAAAGGACACAUUACAAUGAACCCUAAUCAACCAGUGGGUUGAAGAAGAAAUCACAGUGGAAAAUAGAAAAUAUUUUGAAGUGAAUGAUAAUGAAAAGAUGAGAUUUCAAACUUGCUUGUUAUGCUGCUUCUGCGAUUGGAUAUCUGACAGGCAGGCCAGGAGUAUGCCUUGUUGUUUCUGGCCCAGGUCUCAUCCACGCUUUGGGUGGUAUGGCAAAUGCAAACAUGAACUGUUGGCCCUUGAUUGUGAUUGGUGGUUCUUCUGAAAGAAGGCAGGAAAUGAUGGGAGCCUUCCAGGAGUUUCCACAGGUUGAAGCUUGUAGAUUAUAUAGCAAGUUCUCUGCCCGGCCGAGCAGCAUAGAAAAUAUUCCCUCUAUUAUCGAAAAGGCAGUGAGAAGCAGUAUUUAUGGUCGUCCAGGUCCUUGUUAUGUUGACAUACCUGCAGAUUUUGUGAACUUGCAAGUGAAUGUGAAUUCUGUAAAGUAUGUGGAGUGCUGCAUGCCACCUCCUGUUAGUAUGGCAGAAACCUCUGCUGUGUACAUGGCCGCAUCUGUUAUUAGAAAUGCCAGACAGCCCCUUCUUAUCAUCGGGAAAGGUGCUGCUUAUGCCCAUGCAGAGGAGGCCCUCAGGAAAUUGGUGGAGCAAUGUAAAUUGCCAUUUCUGCCCACCCCCAUGGGAAAGGGCGUUAUCCCUGAUAACCAUCCAAACUGUGUGGGUGCUGCCAGAUCCAGGGCUUUGCAGUUUGCUGAUGUAAUCGUAUUAUUUGGUGCCAGAUUAAAUUGGAUUUUGCACUUCGGACUGCCCCCAAGGUAUCAGCCAGAUGUGAAGUUUAUCCAGGUUGAUAUCUGUGCAGAAGAAUUGGGGAAUAAUGUAAAGCCUGCUGUGACUUUGCUAGGAGACAUAAAUGCUAUCGCUAAACAGCUUUUAGAACAGUUUGAUAAAACACCAUGGCAGUAUCCUCCAGAGAGCAGCUGGUGGCAAACUCUGAGAGAAAAAAUGAAGAUCAAUGAAGCUGCUUCCAAGGAAUUAGCUUCCCAAAAAUCCCUGCCUAUGAAUUAUUACACAGUAUUCUACCAUGUUCAAGAACAACUACCCAGAGACUGUUUUGUGGUAAGCGAAGGAGCAAAUACUAUGGAUAUUGGACGCACUGUGAUUCAGAACUACCUUCCUCGUCACAGGCUCGAUGCUGGUACUUUUGGAACAAUGGGAGUUGGUUUGGGAUUUGCCAUUGCAGCUGCUAUAGUGGCUAAAGAUAGAAACCCAGGGCAACGUGUCAUCUGUGUGGAGGGAGACAGUGCAUUUGGGUUUUCUGGCAUGGAGGUGGAAACCGUCUGCAGGUACAACUUGCCCAUUGUACUUUUGGUGGUGAAUAAUAAUGGAAUUUACCAAGGUUUUGAUGCAGAUUCUUGGAAGGAAAUGUUAAAAUUUGGAGAUGCUACUGCAGUGGCUCCUCCAUUCUGUCUUCUACCAAACUCACAUUAUGAGCAGGUUAUGACUGCAUUUGGAGGCAAAGGGUAUUUUGUACAAACACCAGAAGAACUCCAAAAAUCACUGAAGCAGAGCUUGGCAGACACAACUAAACCUUCUCUUAUCAAUAUCAUGAUUGAGCCGCAAGCCACACGGAAGACCCAGGAUUUUCACUGGCUGACCCGCUCUAAUAUAUAAAUAAAGAUGCCAGCGUUUGGUCUUGAGGAGUUUCUCUUUCUUGACACUUCCCUAGGCAAUGGGGAAGCGGUGCAUUCCUAUGAAGAAGUGCCAUAUGACUGAAACAAAUGAACUUAGAGUGAUUAGGAUAGCAUUUCAAAUGAAUGUAUUAAGAAAGUUGGAAACGAGUUAAAUUCCAGUUGGGAAAUAUGACCGAGAAACCCUGAUAAAACGGACUCUGCUGACUGAAAAGUGAAAGGUUACAGAAGAAGUCUGAAUCAUCUGUUGAUUUCUGGUUGCAUUUGCUGCUGCUAAUCUGAAUAAUGGAGUAAUGUAGAUAAAGGAAAUUGAAGAUCCUAUUAAUUCCUCCCAUGGAUAAGAUGCAAAUAAAAGUAUACCUUGCUUGGGUUCAGAUCUGACAA
Mirounga angustirostris (Northern elephant seal) is the source of this 6686-nucleotide messenger RNA. It is a transcript of the gene HACL1, whose product is annotated as 2-hydroxyacyl-CoA lyase 1. NCBI's taxonomy places the organism in Eukaryota, Metazoa, Chordata, Mammalia, Carnivora, Phocidae. Gene Ontology annotation, biological process: fatty acid alpha-oxidation. Gene Ontology annotation, cellular component: peroxisome. Gene Ontology annotation, molecular function: catalytic activity; magnesium ion binding; thiamine pyrophosphate binding. The record is from RefSeq and is a predicted model, not a curated record. The coding region runs from base 4831 to 6285 and encodes 484 amino acids. The transcript is spliced from 17 exons.